Aspergillus niger is the source of this 1014-nucleotide messenger RNA. RefSeq lists its product as uncharacterized. The record is from RefSeq and is a predicted model, not a curated record. NCBI's taxonomy places the organism in Eukaryota, Fungi, Ascomycota, Eurotiomycetes, Eurotiales, Aspergillaceae. The coding region runs from base 1 to 1014 and encodes 337 amino acids. The transcript has 11 exons.
AUGGCGGUAGGGAAAAUAUUCCUUCAAACUAAGAAUCCACAGUGGGCUUUCCACUGCCUGUUCUCGGAAUUUUUCUUGGCUAAAGGGCGCCAUGGUAGCAUCGCAUCCGAAGACUUGCUGACAGGUCUCUCUGUCUAUGGUGUCGAUCAGUCCCAGCGUGGAUUGCCAAUCAUCGGACGCAUGCUUUUUGCUGAUCCUUCCUACGUGAUAAUUUUCUUGAUGAACCUCGGACUUCUGUCUGAGUUAUGCUUGACACUUGGCAAAUGGCGAGAAUCGCGAUUGUGGGCUCCUGGAACCAGUAGCUUCGCAGUUGAUGCGGCUAGAUGCAGCUGCCACUACCACCUAAUAAGAUCCAGGAUCCGUACGCAAUGCAACGCAUCUGAGGGGAAGGGGCCAAAAAUCAGAUGGGAAAUCCAAGGGGGAAAAGGCGCUGUACGGAGGAAACAAGGAAGCGUAAUUCUCAGCCGCGCUUUUACACAGCGUGAACCAGGAACCCUCAGAUUAUGCAUGGAGAAGCUGCGUAGUCCAACCAGAUGGGAAGAAUUGCUCUCGACGAUCCCUCUUUUUCAGAAACGACUCAUGCAUGCUUACUUUCUCAACGCCGCAUCAGCCCAGCGAUCCGAUCUCUGGCGGCCCGGCUCUGCUGAGGGGCAAUGUGAUGCAUCUCUCGGGCUAGGUCCCAGGAAUGCAGCAGCAGCAGAAGCUAAGAAAGUGGUGGUGGUCCACGAUCGUCAGCUUCCUUUCACUUGGAGCGUCGUCGCUGAGGGAAUCCCCAUCUUCCGAAGGUCGAAGAGAAUAAAUCCCCGAGCAAAGGGAUUUGGAAUUUUGGAAUUGGCUGCAGCCUUUGCUGUCGAGGGGAAGACGAACAGACAGGGGAUGGGCCCUCGUGACACAGACCGGGGUUGGCAGCAGCAGCAAAAGCAGCAACACUUCGUCGCCGACAAGCCGGUGCGCCCUCCCCGAACAAACCCAAGCAAUACCACGCGACUAAAGAGCGGGUACAGAAUAGUCUAA